AUGUCUUCCACAGAAUCCAGUCCACCACCAACGCUGGCCCUCGAAAAGCAAGCUACUCGCGUUGACAACGAUGGCAAAGUCGUUUUCAAACCUUCGCGGGAGUUCCUCCUCGCCUUCGGUGCCCUCUGCACUGUUGUCCUAGCAGUUGCAAUAGAUGCGACAACUCUCUCCGUCGCCCUCCCGACAAUGAGUACUCAGUUGGGCGGUACGGCCCUCGAAGCCUUCUGGUCCGGCACCAGCUUUCUGCUCGCAAGUACCGUUCUCCAACCAACGAUUGCGGGGUUGAGCAUCAUAUUUGGGCGGAAAUACAUGGUCUAUGUUGCUUCACUUCUCUUCGCCGUGGGCUCAAUAGUCGGUGCUGUUGCCAAUGACUUCACUAUCGUCAUUGUCGGACGCACCAUCCAGGGCGUAGGUGGUGGAGGUAUUCUCGCGCUCAGCGAGGUCAUCGUCACAGACCUCGUGCCACUGGCUGUACGAGGACAGUGGUUCUCAAUGCUCUCGGCCAUCUGGUCCGUCGGCAGCGUCACAGGGCCCCUAAUCGGCGCUGGCUUUGCCCAGAACGUCAGUUGGAGAUGGAUCUUCUGGAUUAAUGUCCCAAUCAUAGUGUUGGGCGUCGUCAUGGUCUUUUUCUUCCUGAAGCAAACCAAGAUACCGGGUGAUUUCAUGGGCAAGCUCGGUCGGUUCGACUGGUUGGGCAGUUUUCUUUUCACGGCAGGCUCGACAAGUUUCCUAUUUGGAAUCUCAACCGGCGGCGUUAUGUAUGAAUGGAAUUCAUUCAGAUCGUUGCUACCGUUAAUCUUGGGCGUCGUCAUCCUCGUGGUUUUCGGCUACUGGGAGCUAAAGCUAGCGAAAGAACCCAUCAUUAACAAAGGUAUUUUCAACAACUGGACUAUGAUCGCCAACUACAUCAUGACAGUUUUCCAUGGCAUGAUUCUUUGGACCCUUAUUUACUUCCUUGUCUUUUACUACCAAGCGGUCAAGUCCUACUCUGUUGUCAUCUCUGCCGUCGCCGCCCUUCCCGAGACCCUAACUGUCGCCCCCGCCGCCAUGGCCGUCGGCAUCAUUGCCGGCACCACGGGAAGAUAUCGCUGGUCCAUCUGGGCAGGCUGGAUCAUUACCACACUUGGCGCUGGACUGCUCUGCCUCAUGCGACCAGAGACCACCAUUCCUGCAUGGAUCUGGCUCAACAUUCCCAUUGGCCUGGGAACGGGCAUGCUCUUCCCGGCCAUGGCACUCUCGAUUCAGGCGGCAUGUGAGCCGGCUCUCAACGGACAGGCCGUGGCAUUCUACUCGUUCCUUAGGACCUUUGGCCAAUCCAUCGGCGUGGCAGUAUCGGGAGUCAUUUUUCAGAAUGCGUUCCGCGAGAGACUGGCAGACAUCCCGAGCCUAGCGCACCUCGCCGAUGAGUACUCACGCGAUGCGACUAUCGUAGUGGAGAUCAUUAAGUAUAUGCCGAUGAGUUCCACGCGCAUAGAACUGGUAGAGGCGUAUUGCGACGCGCUAAGAGCGGUUUGGAUUACCCUCAUUGCGUUUUCUGCGUUCUGCAUGCUGGUGAGCGCAACCGUCAAGAGGUACAGCCUUGAGCAGGAGCAUGUUACGGAACAGAGGCUCGUUGUGAGUGAUGAAAGCUCCACAGAAAAGGCAGGUAACCAGAGGGAUGUGGAAAGGGGGGGAGAGUAA
This is a messenger RNA of Colletotrichum truncatum, 1680 nucleotides long. Its product is annotated as major facilitator superfamily transporter. Gene Ontology annotation, biological process: transmembrane transport. Gene Ontology annotation, molecular function: transmembrane transporter activity. Gene Ontology annotation, cellular component: plasma membrane. The record is from RefSeq and is a predicted model, not a curated record. Lineage: Eukaryota; Fungi; Ascomycota; Sordariomycetes; Glomerellales; Glomerellaceae.